GGCAACAGGUGCGCAGGCGCAGUUGACUUACCACAGGCUCGUGGCACAAGGCAAUGCAGUUUGACCCUACAGAGCACCAGCACAUCCGGUAUAACCCCCUGAAGGAUGACUGGGUUCUGGUGUCUCCACACCGUAUGAGGCGGCCAUGGAAGGGGCAGGUAGAAAAACCUGUGGAAGAGGACAUUCCACGCCACGACCCCAGCAACCCACUGUGCCCAGGAAAUACUAGACCUAAUGGACAGGUUAAUCCCAACUACGAUAGUACCUAUGUGUUUGACAAUGAUUUCCCGGCACUGCUGCAGGAGGGCCCAUCUCCAGAAGCCAGUGAAGACCCCCUGUUUCAGUCUGCUGCAGCCCAUGGUGCAUGUAAAGUGAUGUGUUUUCACCCGUGGUCUGACAUCACCUUGCCUCUCAUGUCCAUCCCAGAUAUCAUGGCAGUCAUUGAGAAGUGGGUAGAAAUCAUGCAAGAUCUGGGGACCAAGUUUGUCUGGGUGCAGAUCUUUGAGAAUAAAGGUGCUAUCAUGGGCUGCUCUAACCCUCAUCCUCAUUGCCAGGUUUGGGCCAGCUCCUUCCUGCCCAAUGAGCCGUCUGUCAAAAACAGAACACAGAAACAGUAUUAUGAGAAACAUAAAGUGCCAAUGUUACUUGAAUACAUGGAAAAGGAAAUCCAGAAAAAAGAACGAAUUGUUGUAGAGAAUGGUCAUUGGUUGUGUGUUGUGCCAUAUUGGGCAGUGUGGCCAUAUGAAACCAUGCUGCUGCCAAAGAGACACAUCCUCAGGUUACAGGACUUAAAGGAGGAGGAGAAACUGGCUCUAGCAGACAUAAUGAAACAGCUGCUGACCAAGUAUGAUAAUCUCUUUGAAGUUAGUUUUACACAAGAUUAUUGUAUGUCUUGGUGGUCCCAUGUCCAUAUCUCUCCCACAGGUGCCCCCACAGGUCCAGAGAGCUCCAGUGAAGACUACAGCCACUGGCAGCUACAUGCCAUCUACUACCCUCCUCUGCUCAGGUCAGCCACAGUGAAGAAGUUUAUGGUGGGCUAUGAAAUGUUGGGCUCUCCACAGAGAGAUCUAACAGCAGAGCAGGCUGCAGAAAAGCUUAGACUGCUACCAGACAUCCAUUACAAGAAAUCCUAAUGAUGGGCAGCAAAAAUUUUGGCUGUGGCUACUUUUAACUUUAUGAUGCAAUCUCGUGUUGCUUAAUAUACUUACUUUUUAUCCAGUUUAGGGAAAUUAAUUUUAUUCUAUACAAGGUGUGGAAGGGUGCUUUUAUGACCUUAGGUGAUAUAUUACCUACUUACAUGUGAAGGAUAAGGGAAAAUAAUUUGAUUUCAUUAUCUUAUAUUUAGGUAGCUACUUAUUAAUAUCACAAUUUGUUUAACACUGAGGGUCUAACCAAAAGAUCAUGUAACAUAUAUUUGACAGGCAAAUAUGAAUUAAUAACUUGGGUUUUGAAUAAUCUGUUUAUAGUGGUUAACAUGGGCUUUAGAUCUACACUUUAUCUAACCAGGCAUUUACUGUGUGGUUAUAUGACCAACCUCAUUUAUACAUUACAGAAAAAUGUUUGAAUCAUUAUGAUUGGGCAAUAUUGAAUGAAGAAUAAACAUUAACAUAUAAUCUUUCUAUUCUUUUCCUCAUGAAUGUGAAUCUGCAUGUGAUGAGUUUACACAUUUUCAAAUUUUUGACUCUAAAUGUUUUUCAGUUUUCUU
Lingula anatina is the source of this 1705-nucleotide messenger RNA. RefSeq names its product galactose-1-phosphate uridylyltransferase. Gene Ontology annotation, biological process: beta-D-galactose catabolic process via UDP-galactose, Leloir pathway. The record is from RefSeq and is a predicted model, not a curated record. Gene Ontology annotation, molecular function: UDP-glucose:hexose-1-phosphate uridylyltransferase activity; zinc ion binding. NCBI's taxonomy places the organism in Eukaryota, Metazoa, Brachiopoda, Lingulata, Lingulida, Lingulidae. Gene Ontology annotation, cellular component: cytoplasm.